AUGGCUGGAAGAAAUCGUAUCCCUCAUGAAGCCUUUGAUCACCGGCGUGGUUUUCCCUCAGAAGUGCUCGUUGCCCGGGGUCCUUUGCCCCGGUCAAUGCAUCCUCACCCUGCGCUAUUAGAGGAAGAACUUGAAAUGCGACACGUUGAACUUCACCAGCUUCUAGGAGAAAACAGGAGACUGGUUGUAGAUCGAAUUGCUCUAGAAAGAGAACUAGGUGCUGCGAAGGAAGAAAUUCGCCACAUGAAUCUUGUCAUUGCUGAUAUUCGUGGUCAACAAGAAGUUCAAUCUAGGGAGCUUAUUGAACGUGUUAUGAAGCUGGAAGCUGAUCUUCGUGCAACUGAGCCUCUGAAAAAGGACUUCAUGCAACUUCGAACUGAAUUUCAGAGGCUGAACUCCCUUAGGCAAGAUUUAUCUGGGCAGGUCCAGACCCUGAAACAAGACCUAGCAAAAUUGCAGGCUGAUAACCAGCAAAUUCCUCUUUUAAGGGCUGAGAUCGAUGGGCUGGGUCAGGAAAUUCUGCAUGCUAGAAGUGCCAUUGAUUAUGAAAAGAAUGCACAUAUUGAGCUAAUGGAUCAGAGACAAGCAUUAGAAAAGAACUUGGUGAGUAUGGCACGUGAAGCUGAAAACCUACGUUCUGAGAUUGCAAGUUCCGAUGGUAGAGCAUGGGGUGCAGGCGGACCUUAUGGGAAGAAGUUUAGCAGUUCUGAUGCCAGUUUUCCUAUGCAUUAUAGCGAUGGAUAUGGGAUUCAUCCGGGUGCUGCAGAUAAGGGUAUCCUGUAUGGUUCGGGUUCUGCUUCCUGGGGAGGCCUUGAAAAACCAUGGAUGGAUCGUCGUUGA
Molecule: messenger RNA, 840 nt
Organism: Fraxinus pennsylvanica
Lineage: Eukaryota; Viridiplantae; Streptophyta; Magnoliopsida; Lamiales; Oleaceae
Source: the annotation of a GenBank genome assembly